AAGCGGUAGUGAUCGAAGAUGAGGAAGAGAUAACACCGGACAGAUAGGCAUCAUUUAGUGUCCUGGUCAAUUACUUGUGGUCUUGGUUAGCAUUUGCUAAUUAAUCUCAAUUUACAUUUAGUCGUUUUACAACAUUUUCAGCUACUUUUACCAAAAAAUAAGUAUUUAGUGGCGGAUACCCACCACUACAGCUGAAAAGAUACCAAGUACUACGAAGGCGAACGCAAUCUAUCUGUUUCAUCACGAUCACCAUACAUAGAAAAGAACUCAAGAACUCGUUCUCACGCGUCGUGUCAUGAGCUGAAGAAUGUUUUUUGGUGAGUAAAGUGACUGUGAAGAACCCAGGAGCAAGCUGUUGACCGCGAUUCAUCAACCCUUUCGAAAAGAGGCUAAGUUUUCCAGAAAGACCCAGCGCCACAGAGUAUUGAAAAUACAAACAGGAUGCCGCAAAACGGAAAUGACAGGAUGGACCGUGGUCGCGGCGAUCGGGGACGUAUAAGUUUGACUUACGUAAUGUUAGAUUGCUGCACGACCUUUCUCUUCUAUAAGUCCCAUAUGUGGUUUUCCAUUUUGCAUGGACGAGCUUCGGUAUAAUAAUGAUAGCGCUAGUACCUCUCAUUCAUUAUAUGAUCACUCUUGGCCGCUUUACACUUGCAAAAUAUGAAGGUGGUGAUGGCGGUGCGCGCGGUCGGCCUGCAAAACGGCGAAAUGAGGAGCUUUCCUCGAGUAGAAGCGUAGCACGAUCAGACGCGGAAGGAACCAAAAAGCAGAAAAAAGACCAAAACAGGUAGAAAUCAAUAUGAAGAACCAACUAGUUAUACAUGGUCAUGGCCAAUCCUUCUCUGACAACAGUUUCCUCAAAUGAUCACGACAAGAUGUCGUGUCCGCUGGCAAUUAUGCACAUCGUAGAAUUAGCAUAUUCAAUUUUACUUUACCCAAAGGUCAGAGCCUGAUAGUAGGCGGAUAUCAUGCAGAAAUCUUCCAGCAGACAUGCAGGAGCAGCAAGUGAUCGAAUUUUUUCAGGGACAAUGCGAAUGCCUAGUCUCGUGGGUCGAGCUGGAUGAUGGGUACUUUUCAUUCUUAAAUGACAUGACGAGCGAACCGUAAGUAGCGUAUGGUGUUUUCGAUUCUCAUUCUUCACGCAUGCCUGACGAGUGAUGAAAAUGAAAGAUCAUGAUUUUUUGGCAUGUGACUACAUCCACAGAAUUGCGACGUUGCAAUUUGCAAACACUGCGGGAGUCCAGAAUGCAUUGCAAAAAGUAAACGGUCACAAAUUUUUUGGUGGUGAUACGGCUUUGCGCGUUGACGUGGAACAGGAAAGUCCCGCACGUGAGCAGGAACCUCCACCUGCUAAUAAGCAAGACGACAACGCGGGAGGUAUGAGAUUGCUGAAAUUGUCUAACUAGUAGUAGAAUAUUCAACCAUGUUGAGGUUGAGCUUCUGAAGUCCGUCCUCGUAGCGUCAACAUGAUGUUACCAUUGUAGUUGUAGUAGUACAACGCGCAGGAGUUUUCUUCUUUAGUACACAUCAUAAUAUCACUUGGAUCUCCUACUUGGGAAUUCAAGCGAUCUACUUCUUCUUCUACGGAACAAGUACAACUGCCGCCCUCGUUACAAUGGAGUUCUCACUUAAUAUUCGCAUCUCGGCCAACAUCAACAAGGUCGUGCGCGAUCGAGCACGCGCAGCGAAGGGAGCGAGAGUAGUCGUGUAGAUUUGAGGAACAAGGGUCCCAACAUUAAGAGAGGAGGACGGCAGAACGACGGUCGCGAGAAUUCCACCUUUCCGAAGUUCGACGCCAAAGCACAAAAUGGACACCAUGGCAACGGGGGCAAUAAGGUAUCCCUCUACUUGUAUCUACUUCGAAAGAUCGGCGUGUUAUCAUGCCGCGUAUGAUCUCAGAGUCAUACUUACCUACUUGAUGUAUGCAGAUGAUGAUGACUCCAACAAUCCUCUUCUCUCUCUCAAAAGAAAAAUAUAUUUAAUUGAAAUUGGAGUAAGUUCUCAACAAACUUACUAGGGGCGAAGUCCUUUGCCUCCGCGCGGAGCAGGCGGCAAAGACAGAGUUGGCAAGGGAGAUAGAACUCCAGCAGGAGGGGAUCGUGGUGGUACAACUAAUUACAAAAUUGAAGAACGAUGUAUAAAACAUGAACGUGUAUCCUAUGGUUUCUCAUGCUUUACUUGUAUAUUGAUACGGUAGUUUCUGGAGAGCUGAGAAAAGGUUUUUUUUAGUUCCUCCUCCUCCAUAGAAGAAAGCUAUGAGAAGCUCGGCUCAUGUAAUAAUCAACAGGAGCUGGCAUUGAUAUGAAGCGCCCAGUGCGACGUGUUAGCGAUAAUGGCAACGCAGAUGAACCUGUGCCACGCGUUAUUAUGAGAAAUCUUCCCCAAGGCCUCCAGGAGGCUGAUUUUCAGGCAAUCGCGGAACUUGUACUUACUUAACUACACGACAAUAUCAAUAACCUUGUCUUCGAUUUAUUCCUGUUUCACCCCAUUCCCACCUCUGUGUACUAAUUGAUACGUUAGAAGAAAAUAUCAAUAUGUCGUGGGUAUGUUAAUGAGACACAUCGCCGUUAACGAUCUAGUAGAAGUCCAAGUCAUGAAAAAAUGUUGAUCAACAUAGAUGGACUAAAGGUUCUCUAACUCUCACCACCUUCUCAGAAGGGCACCCUUUUUAUGUACAGAUCUGUUCCAAAAUGUACAACUUGUUAAAUGCUUAUACAUAGGUUGGUCCAACAGACGGUCGAACGCGCAUUUUUCCGGAGAAUACGGAUAAGGGGCCACGAGUUUGGAAAGGAAGUGUGCAGUACCUGAACCACACGGAUGUGGUCCGCGCUAUCGCAUAUUUCGAAAACAAAUCUAUGGACGGCUCGAAGAACCAUGAUUUCAGUAAGAAUGAAUCAACAUUGACGUAUUUCUGCGUGUCUUAGUCUGUGAAGAUGAACUGUUCCAUCUUGUCAAUAGUUGAGAAUGGCUAAGGUGAGAAGAUGCAAUGACUUACAUAUUACCUCUACAAAAGAUAGAGUAUUUACUGUCGUAGUCUUCUAAUGAAAACAUCGACAAGUGCCCACAUCCGAUCAAGUGCACCGUUGAGCGCGACACGAAGCACGACUUCACGGUCAUCUAUAGUAAGGACCACGUAGCAGCAUCCCGCAACAACAAAGGAGGCGGCUUUCGAAGGUAG
Molecule: messenger RNA, 3178 nt
Organism: Amoebophrya sp. A25
Lineage: Eukaryota; Dinophyceae; Syndiniales; Amoebophryaceae
Source: the annotation of a GenBank genome assembly